AUGUCUCAGCACGAUACCGUCCACGAUGACGAGCAAAAUCCCGCAAAGGAUAAACUCUCCCCCCAACCAUCGGAUGGAGAAACCGCUGCCGAAAUCGACGAAUCAUUCGAAGACGCCGUUGAUACCGUUGAUUCCGUGUCAGUACGAUCCCUGACUAAGAGAGCCGUCUCGACAUCCAGGGCUACUGCUACUGAGCAACAUCAUCCGGCCCAAAGCACCGAGAAUGCAAGUAACCACAUCCAACAGCGUGACCAAGAGGCCACCUCAGAAACCGACGCCAAGUCAAAUCGCGAUUCAUCUCCCCUGUCCAGACGACUAUCCACCACUUCAAAUCUCGACAAUGUUAAUUUAGACGACGAGGCUGCCCCUUCUGCUACUCGAGAAACCAAAGCCUCAACUGAAUCCGAGCAACCGCCCAAGACCUUGUCACUCAGCAGCAUUACGAGCGCUCUACCGUCCAUGCCCUGGUCCCCACCCGCCAAUACAUCACCUGCGAAGAGCCCCGGAGCAACAUCUAUCGCCACACUGACAACGCCCUCCACAUCCCCCGCAACGCAGCCUCCGCCUCCGACUCGAAAACUCACUGGCGCUUUUUCAUGGCUGUCUCGAAAUUCAUCUGGCAAAGACGCUACACCGACUCAACAGACUACACAGCGACGAAACACUGCCAGCUCCGUUGGUACAUUGACCAGCAACCCCGAAAUGAUGCUAGGCAAACUGGAGGAAGAAACUGACAGCGGGAAAACGGAAGCUCGAAAAAGCCUCAAGGACAGAUUCAAGCUAUUGCGUUUACAGCAGGAGGCAGGCAUUCCACUCCACGCACUUGAAGACGACAAUGGCGUCAACCCGACUGGUCUCGGGCUCAUAAACGGCGAUGCUGCGUCCGUUACAAGCGACCUGGCUUCACCUGGUCCGGUGCCGACACCCACUACCGAUCUAGCACCUGGAACUGUAUCUGGAGAAAACGCUGGCCCCUCGGCUAUGCCGGAAGCUCAAGUGGACUGGGACUUGUGGCAGUCUGUCGUCUACGAGGGUCCAGCCGUUGUUGCGCGCACAAGUGCCGAGGAACUGAAUCGCGCCAUGACUACGGGAAUUCCUAGCGCUAUCCGAGGUGUCAUUUGGCAAGUGCUGGCGCAGAGCAAGAACGUUGAGCUGGAAGAAGUCUACAAGGACUUGGUCGUCAAGGGUACAGACAAGGAGAAGAAGCGUCACAGCAACAGCACUACUGCCAGUGCCUCUAGCAGUGUCAACAGCGCACAGAACGGCGAGCCUGUUACUUCGUCAGCGUCUUCAGUUAGAUCUGACCGCUCCGGCACGAAUGCUAGCAUGUCAUCAAAAGCGGAAAAACCAGCCGAGCCAAGCCCCAAAGCGCAGGCAGUAGCGGCUGCUGAGCGCAAGAAGAGGGAAAAGGAGGAGGCUGUAGCCAUUCAGAAGCUUGAGAAGACUAUCCGACGUGAUCUCGGCGCCAGAACAAGCUACUCCAAGUAUGCUGCUUCGGCAGGCCUGCAGGAUAGCUUAUUUGGUGUUUGCAAAGCAUAUGCACUCUACGAUGAAGGUGUCGGAUAUGCGCAAGGCAUGAAUUUCCUCAUCAUGCCUCUCUUAUUCAACAUGCCAGAAGAAGAAGCCUUUUGCUUGCUCGUGCGACUGAUGCACAAUUACGACCUCCGAGAACUCUUCAUCCAGGAUAUGCCUGGCCUUCACAUGAGACUAUAUCAGUUCGAGCGCCUUCUGGAGGACGUGGAGCCUGCCCUGUACUGCCAUCUUAAGCGCCGGGGGAUUUCUCCCCACCUCUAUGCGACGCAAUGGUUUCUCACUCUCUUUGCUUAUCGCUUUCCCUUGCAGCUCGUCCUCCGUAUCUAUGAUCUUAUCUUCUCCGAAGGCCUUUCGGCUAUUUUGAGAUUCGGCAUUGUUCUGAUGCAAAAGAACGCGAGCCUUCUGCUCGCCAUCUCUGAUAUGCAGCAACUCACAACACAUUUGAAGGAUAAGGUCUUUGAUGUGUAUAUUGACAAGGACCCUAGUGCGGGCAGUCUGCUGGAGAAUGGCUUUUUUGGCAGUUCAAGUGCCAGUAUGGACAAGGAAGUCUACAGAGCUGACCAGCUAGUCAAGGACGCCUCCGAGGUUAAGCUCACACCCGAAACGUUGAAGAUAUACACCGCAGAGUGGGAAGAAAAGACCAAGACCGAAAAAGACCGCGAGAGAGAGCUCCAAGAACUAAAAACGGCUAAUCAGAGCUAUGCAAUCCAGUUACGCAAACUGGAAGAGAGAAUCGAGGCGUGCGAUCGCGAGCAAGCCGAUUUGGCGACCGAGCUCGUGCACACAAAGGUCGAAAACCAAGAGUUAAAGGAUGAAAAUGAAAGCCUCAAAGGCCAAGUCCAAGAGCUUCGAGUUGUGAUUGAGAAGCAACCAAUAGAAAUUGAAGAGACCUGGAAGCUCGAAAGAGACAGUCUCAUGAAGCGUAACGAAAAUGUACACGAAGAAAACAGGAAGCUGGAACAGGAGCUGGCAGAGUUGGAGGAGGUACUUGUUCGGACCAAGAUGCAAUACGCAGAGAUCAAUUCUCAGCACGAGACGCUCAACAGGAAAUGGAGUGAUCUUAAGCGGCAAUUCGCAUAA
Messenger RNA from Cordyceps militaris CM01, 2613 nucleotides. RefSeq names its product GTPase activating protein (Gyp5). NCBI's taxonomy places the organism in Eukaryota, Fungi, Ascomycota, Sordariomycetes, Hypocreales, Cordycipitaceae. The transcript has 4 exons. The record is from RefSeq and is a predicted model, not a curated record. Bases 1 to 2613 code for a protein of 870 amino acids.